AUGGCCGCCGUGAAAGCCUGUCACGGCACAGACUCUAUGUACUCUUUAGUGUACUCGUCAUCAGAUUACACCAAGACUACUUUUUCCACAGGCACUGAUGAGCACGGCUUGAAAAUUCAACAAGCUGCUGAGAUUGCUGGGGAAAAUCCUCUUACCUUUUGUACUGAAGUGUCAGAGAAGUUCAAAACUCUUUUCAACACAUGCAGUAUAUCAUACACAGACUACAUUAGGACCACAGAGCAAAGGCACCGCGUGGCUGUGGAACAUUUCUGGUCAGUGUUGAGAAACAGAGGACUAAUUUAUAAAGGGAGUUAUGAAGGCUGGUACUCCACACAAGAUGAAAGCUUCCUCACACCAUCCCAGGUUGGAGAAGUCAUAGAUUCUACAGGAAAACAUAUGAUUUCUUUGGAAAGUGGCCAUAAGGUGGAGUGGAUGAAGGAGGACAACUACAUGUUUCGCCUGUCAGCGUUCAGACAUAAUCUUUUGGACUGGUUGAAAGCAAAUCCCAAUGCUACCUGUCUGUUUCUCGUCAGAGAAGCCGGCUGCAGUGGGGUAUCCCUGUUCCCGGAGACCCUGACCAGACUAUCUAUGUGUGGCUUGAUGCCUUAG
Molecule: messenger RNA, 609 nt
Organism: Knipowitschia caucasica
Lineage: Eukaryota; Metazoa; Chordata; Actinopteri; Gobiiformes; Gobiidae
Source: the annotation of a GenBank genome assembly